AUGCGCGCCCGUUCGCACUCUCCUAGGAAACCCAAGCCCAACUCCGUUAUGGGUUCACCGAAAAUGAAAAGGUUCGAAACAACCAUAAAGGAUGAAUCUCACCUGUUUGAAGCAAGUCGAAAUCGCCGCAGAAGAAGCAUCGAGCCGUGAUAAACCAGCUGGACUACCUCAACUCACAAUGUCACAUGGAAGGCUGCUCGGUUUCUAUCGUCGUGCACGUGAGUUCAGAAUCGAAGGUUCUACUAAUCGACUUCUGCAGUCCACGCGCUUCUUGAUCUGUCGACAUCAGUUGUGUCACGCCUCAGACUAUUUCAAGGAUUUGUUGCAGAGUAAAUAUGGAAGUGAAGACUUUUACGUGAGUUGAUCCCGUUGUCUAUUUGAACAUGGUUUAAAAAAAAACAGAGCAUUUCAAAAACUGCAAAGCGAUACCAAAAUUGAAUUUCUUUUUUUUCUGAUUUUACUACGGCCAUGAAACCGAUCAGGUGACAGUGUCGAGCAUGUCGGAACCGACGCCGUCGACGCAGUUCCGCUGGUUCGUAGAGUCGUCGAUCCCCUGUCCUGCUCUCAAGGACAUUUCCGGUUAGUUUUCCAAGACCGGAAAACUUCCAAUUUCUCGCAUGUACAAAGAAAUCUAUCAGAGAAACUAAUUCAUUAUCAAUUUGUAAUGUUGGUCAUGAAGAUCGAGUGCUUUCUUCUUCCGCAUAGCCAUGUGUAUUUUUUUCUCCUUGGUUUUCCAAUGUUUCAUCAGCACCAACAGCUGCGUUUUACGCUGCCUCUUUUUUUCUUAAUUAUCGCACUCUGUUGGAGGAAAUUCUGCUUUGUUGGGAUGAUAAGUGUUCUUUCGUUUCGGGGGAAAAGCGGCUUGUGAAGGAUUAUUGACUCAUUGGUUCAGAUGAGACGCUGGAGACGUGCAUGCGGCUUUCCAGACGAUUCGAUGCCAAAGGACUCGAAAUGCGCUGCACAAAAUUCAUCGUAGAAAAUGUUGGUGAAAACUCAGUCAGCUUUCUUUAUCAGCAAAAUGUGAUUUUCGUAACUGAACUCAAAUAGAGCCUCACGUUACAAAAAUUAUUUUACAGUUUUUUUUCUGGCUUGAGUUUUUCUUUUACCUUUUUUUGGUUUUUUUUUAUCGAUUUCACUUUUUAAUAAAAAAAAAAACUUUUUUUUCUCAAUAAGAAAUAUUUCGACAAUGUAAUGAAUCUGCGGUCGAUAAUAUCCAUUUGCUGAAAAAAAAAUUAUUUUAGGCUUGUUCUCGACAGCCGAUCGUCGCACUCUGUUGGCUGAAUUGGGCGCUAAAACACAAGUUCGAUGCCCAGGUAUUCCUCUAGAACGAAUAAAGUUUUCGACUACCAGAGAUGAACAGUGAACGCAAGAAAAUCAGAAAUUUUUAAAAUCCUCGCGAGUAAGGUAUAACACAUGUUAGAAAACUGGUUUUUGUUUCAAUACACUAACCCAUAAAAUCCCAACUCUUGAAAAAAGAAGACGUUCAUUCAAUAGAUUACUAUGAGAACUGUCUAGACUCAAGCUUCUUGUUUGCCUUCCGUGGCUCGGCUGUCGCUGACCGCCUUGGAGCAACACCGACACAUGUUGACGGAGAAGAUCUUUUCCGAUCUCCUGGCCGCUAAACUUCGCGGCACCUACGACAAGGUAUUCGCAGAUCACUGUGCUCGACCAGAAUGAUUAGGCCGUGCAAGUCUUCCGCGCAAUCCAUCGAAUGGACCACUUCUCGGUCGAAGUCGACCGGUGUCCGCGGUGCGGCAGGACCCGCGACGGUAUGCGAGUCAAGGUCAACGCCGAUCCCUGCAGGUCUCCUUCAAAUUCCACGACGUACAAUCAAAAAGCUUAUUCGAAAGUCAAAAAGUUACUUCACAAUGAAAUGAAAAUUUAGGAAAAAGUUCAAAGUAGAAGCGUUUCAAUGUAAAUAGGCAACUGAAGAAAGGAAAUAAUACUGCAUCUUAGUAUUUGUCUUAUCCAUAAUGCAUAAAUGUAGUUCUGCAAAAACUUUCUCGAGAAAAUCCAAUAUCCGAAUAGACGCAGAAAGCUUAGAUGAAAAAUCAAAACCUUGAAAUUACACAGGAAGCAAAUCGGAUGCGACCGAUGUCACCGCGAAAGCUGCGAGAUCGAAAACAAGGCCGGGGAUGACCUGCAGGUCCGUUUUCCAAGCUUUUUCUGUCUUAGAGACGACUCUAGGCCUUCUACCAAUGUCCGCACGGCCUUGUUCCUCUCAACUCUACCACCGACGAGUGUCAUUGCCAGAUUCCCAACCUCGCUCAUCACUUAGGUUUUUAUCCCUUCUAAUGCAUGUCGUUUUUAUUUUCUUUGCAUUCAGGAUCUCGAUAUUACUUCCGUUCUGAAAAUGGCACCAUUUUGAACCCUCCGCCUCUUUCGCCGCACACAAGCCGCACGUUAGAGCGGCGAUCUCGGGUCAAAAACGAACGAUUGAACUCGUUUUCUUUGUUUUUACGAAAAAAAAAAUUGCAAUGAUAAAUAUUUACAAUGACAUUUUUUCUAGUUCUUACAGAAUCCCGCUGGCUCCGGUCGACAAAAAGAAAAAGACUUACAAUAUAUAUAUCAAGAAAAAACUUCACAAUUUGAAAAAAACUCAGAAAUCACAGUUUCAAAUGGUUUUUGUAGGUUUAUAGGUUUUUGGACGAAAUUCAAUCGAAAAAAUUUUCGAUCUGGGGCAAAAUUGAAAAGAAUAUUACUGUAGGAAAUCGUUUUUUAUUGGUCCAAAAAAAAGCUCCGCAAAGCUUUGACCCUGCGGAGGACACCUCAGAACGACCCGGAACAAGUUAUAAGCGGCAAACAAGCCGAGAUAUGGAUCGACGGGAGCAGCGGCAGUCGGCCGUCGUCGUCCGCCUCGAGAUGUUGGUCGUUUCUCUGCAGCCUGAAGAAUCCGUCCGCAGGGCCGAGAUAGUUUCCUUUGGUUCUUCGGUCAUCCUGUCCAUCGCCUUUUUCUACAUCUUCACCAUGCUCAACGCCUUUACCACGGUGAGCAACUGCGGUUGAAAUAACCUUGAGAUGAAAAAUACGAAAUCUUGAUACUCCACAGACAAACAUCGCGCUGCUGGACAAAUCAUCGGGGUGCUUCGAGAAGAAAAUCAGUAAAUACUACGGUCAACCAAAAAAGGUUAUUUCCUUAUGAGUUAUUUUUGAAUGUGUUCACUAGCUGUGGGAACGUUUCUCUCGGGCAGUAAGUCUCUGCUCGCCACGGCUGCACUCCGUCGAGCUCGGCGCGUUCGCCAACACCGACGAGUUCAAAGUACCAUUACUUGCCCCAUGUAAGGCAUGUUUCCUAUUCGACCUCUACGUUUUGAUCAGGACACAGCAGAGGACUGCGUCGUGCUGUCGCUGGGAAUCGGAAAAGACGUGAAGGCAGAGCGGAGAAUGCGCGAUCGGAUGUCUCAGUGCGUCUUCAUUGGAGCUGACCCUGUCAACGAGUCUAACGCCGACCUCUUCUCACAGGUAAUUUUUAUUUUAUGGAAAAAAGUGUAAAAAGGAAAAAAAUUCCGAAAAUCAAAAAUCCGUAAAAAGAAAAAGUUCAGAAGAAAGAAAAAAACACUGAGAGAAAUGACAAUACAAUAUGUUCAUUCCGAAAUAUUUUUAAUUUUUCAGAACCACAAAAAGAAAAUUUCAACCUAAAGCCAAACUAAUUUGCUGCUUCUGAUAUCUUAAAAGGGACAAAAUUGUAGGUUGGAAAGUUUUACAACGUCGCAGUCGGACAUAAAAACGGUAGUUUUCGAUCAUAUGUCCUAGAAGGUGAAUAUAAAAGGCACAAGUUAUGAAGUCUUCAAGAUUCAGAUGUUUAUCGCUACCAAGAAGUCGCGUACAUGGACCUAGCCACUUUCAUCAAACUCAACGUGAGAUCUUUCAAGUUAACGUUUCUUGCUGCGACCUCGUCAAAGUCUCGCUGCCAUAUCGCUCGUUCUCAUAAAUUUGAGAUUUAAGAAACCGUUCUUCUGCUUCACUUUUGACUUUUAUGAUGAAAUGAAUCAAAUUAAAGCAGAAUUUCUCAGAGAGUGAUAUAGCGCAAUACGUUUGCUAGAUCUCAGCGAGGCGAGAGAUAUAGCUCGCGGCUCCCCGCGGUAUAACGCUACUCUAGCUGCAAUGUAGUUCAUAAGAUUGAGUGCGAAAAGAUAAUAAAACUAUUGAAAAAAGGAGAAAAUUCCAUAUUGGUUUCAAGUUGCGCGCUUUUAUAUCACUUCCUCCAAAAAUAUUUUCAUUAUGAACCUAAAUUUUUUUGUUUUCUAUUUCCAAAACACGACAUGAAGCAUAUUUUUUUAAAGGUGAAUCGAAAAAUUGUCGAUCAAAUGAUGAUGGAUGUGGAGCAUGCCGAAUACCCAGUGCUACCAUUUUUGGAGAAAGGCGGAGAACUCAGUCAGCGCGACAUUGCUGUUUGCCAAGUCCAUCUUCUUCGCUAACUUUUAUAACUCAUGAUAUUCAGAUAAACAUUGAAAUUCAUCGGCCUACUUCCGAAGACCUUCAAGCUUUCGUCGGUUUUCUUCGACGUAACUCCUUAUCACAGCAAUGGAUUUUCAUCAAUUCGGAAAUUCAUCCCUUUUUCAAGCACAUCAGGUUGAGGGCAUUUCCGGACUUCUGACUUUUUUCCGGUAUUCAGGCUUUUCAUGAUCAAUGGACAGAACAAGGAGUGUAGGCGACGAUUCUGGGAAAAUUGA
Caenorhabditis auriculariae is the source of this 4673-nucleotide messenger RNA. Lineage: Eukaryota; Metazoa; Nematoda; Chromadorea; Rhabditida; Rhabditidae. The record is from the annotation of a GenBank genome assembly.